UCACGCCUUCCAGAGAUGGAUCUCCCGUUUACUUCACAGGCACCGUCUUUAUCCAACAUUGUCUUGAUAUUUUAAGAAAGCAGAUUUUGCUGCUGCGUGAUUUAGGAGUGUAGAAGUGCGUACCUUUCAUUGGCAGCCCUUGUGCAGUAACGAUCGCGACGGGGCGGGUCGGGCUAGAGAAAACGGAGCCAUUGGCGGCGCUGUGUCAGUGUUUCCCGCAAGCUGCGGGAGUAUAGACGUGUAGGUCUGUAUCCACACCCACCUGCUACACCCACGCCCACGUGUCUACACCUUCACCCACCUCGCCUCUCACACACUCACCAGACGCGCCCCCUCACCAGCCACCCACCGAGGGCCAUGAACACCAUUCGCCGGUGAUCCCUAUAGUCUCAGACAUGACCUGCCUGUCUCAGGAACCUCCUCUCUGAACCUUUCAACCCCUCCGACAUUAACAAGCUUCCACCUUCCAAGGUGUGUAGUGAUGGCGGGAGGACAGGCGGCCAGCCUGGUGCUGCAGGAUGGCACCAGCUUCCAGGGACGAGUGUUUGGUGCGCCCGUCUCCUUCUCCGGCGAAGUUGUAUUUCAGACUGGUAUGGUGGGCUACCCUGAGGCUUUGACAGAUCCAUCGUACUGCGGCCAGGUGCUGGUGUUGACUUAUCCGCUUGUGGGCAAUUAUGGCGUUGCAGAUACUACCCAGCUUGAUCAAUAUGGUCUCAUCAAGUGGAUGGAGAGCAACAGGGUGUGGGCAGGUGGUCUGGUGGUGGGGGAGGUGUGUGAUCAGCCCUCCCACUGGGCCUCCAUCAAGACUCUAAAUGAAUGGCUACUAGCAGAGGGCGUCCCAGGAAUACAAGGCAUUGAUACUCGCAGUCUUACGAAAAAGAUCCGUGAGCAUGGGUCAAUGUUGGGGAAGAUUGUGGUUGAGGGAGGAGAAGACCCUCCUCUGACAGACCCUAACACCCUUAACCUUGUAAACACUGUCUCUAUCAAGGAACCCCGAGUUUAUAACCCAGAAGGCGACGUCCGUAUCAUGGCGGUGGAUUGUGGCUUGAAGUAUAAUCAGCUGCGAUGCCUAGUCAAGCGCAAGGCUCGUGUCACUGUUGUACCGUGGGAUCACCCGCUCGACCCAACUCAGUACGAUGGACUGUUCCUCAGCAAUGGACCAGGUGACCCACAGAUGUGUAGUACGACCGUGGAACAUCUCCGGUUGGUCAUGGCAUCGAGCACAACCAAACCCAUAUUUGGUAUUUGUCUCGGACACCAGUUGUUAUCUGUGGCUGCGGGCUGCUCUACCUACAAGAUGAAAUAUGGCAAUCGUGGGCACAACCAACCAUGCAUGCAUGAAGGGUCGAGGAGGUGUUUCAUUACGUCUCAGAACCAUGGGUAUGCUGUCGAUGCAGCAUCAAUUCCACAUGAUUGGGCUCCACUCUUCAUUAAUAAGAAUGACAACUCAAAUGAGGGCAUUGUCCAUCGUACUCUUCCAUUCUUCAGUGUGCAGUUUCAUCCAGAACACACUGCUGGUCCUGAGGAUUUGGAGUCUUUAUUUGACAUAUUCCUGGACCAGGCACGGCAGUCAAGUCGAGGGAUUACACGUGAAAAUUGGGACCUGCCGUCUGUGAUCACCAAUCACCUCACUUACAAACCGUUUGCUGAUGUGCCUCAGGCAGACAUUGGCCGACUGCCUAACAAAGUUCUCAUUUUGGGCUCCGGUGGACUUUCUAUUGGUCAAGCUGGAGAGUUUGAUUACUCUGGUUCGCAAGCGAUCAAGGCAAUGAAAGAAGAGGGGGUGGAAUCGGUCCUCAUGAAUCCUAACAUAGCAACAGUUCAAACAAGCAAAGGCCUUGCAGAUAAAGUGUAUUUUCUUCCUAUUACUGCAUCUUACGUUGAACAGGUAAUCAAAUCCGAGCGUCCCGACGGUGUCCUCCUUACAUUCGGAGGACAAACUGCCCUAAACUGUGGUGUGGAGCUAGAGCGGGCAGGUGUGUGGGCCAAGUAUGGAGUUCGAGUUCUUGGUACUCCGAUAGCAUCCAUUGUGCAGAGUGAAGAUAGGAAGAUGUUUGCCGAGGUGGUGGCCUCUGUAGGUGAUAGAGUUGCCCCUUCAGCUGCUGUGUACUCUGUGGAAGAGGCUCAUGAAGCAGCUGAGAGAAUUGGGUAUCCAGUGCUUGCUCGGGCAGCAUAUGCCUUAGGAGGACUUGGUUCUGGCUUUGCUGACAAUUCACAGGAACUGGCUAAACUAGCAACAUCAGCCUUUGCUCAUUCACCCCAGCUUAUUAUAGAUAAAUCACUGAAAGGAUGGAAGGAAGUAGAAUAUGAGGUAGUGCGAGAUGCCUUUGACAACUGCAUAACGGUGUGUAACAUGGAAAACAUUGAUCCUCUAGGGAUUCAUACAGGCGAGAGUUUUGUCGUUGCUCCAUCUCAAACUCUGACAAAUAGGGAAUACAAUAUGCUUCGCUCCACUGCCAUCUCUGUUGUCAGACGUCUGGGUGUGGUGGGGGAGUGCAACAUCCAGUACGCUCUUAACCCAGCUUCAGAGGAAUAUUACAUAAUUGAAGUGAAUGCUCGUCUGUCCCGCUCUUCUGCUUUGGCGUCUAAAGCCACUGGAUACCCUCUGGCAUAUGUGGCAGCUAAGCUUGCCCUUGGAAAGGCUCUUCCUGACCUAACUAAUUCUGUAACUGGGUCAACAACUGCUUGCUUUGAGCCAUCUUUGGAUUACUGUGUUGUAAAGGUCCCUCGCUGGGAUCUAUCAAAGUUUAACAGAGUCUCUACAAAGAUAGGGAGCUCAAUGAAGAGUGUUGGAGAAGUGAUGGGCAUUGGACGCAGCUUUGAGGAAGCAUUGCAAAAGGCUCUCAGGAUGAUGGAUGAAGCAUUACAUGGCCUUGAUCCAUACGUUAGUGAACCAGAUGAGGAGGAACUACGACAACCGACAGAUAAACGAAUGCUGGUCUUAGCUGCUGCCCUCAAGCAAGCAUGGGAUAUCGAUAAACUGUAUAACCUAACAAGAAUAGAUAAGUGGUUCCUAUACAAGAUGAAAAACAUUACUUCUAUGUAUGAUCAACUGGAAAAUCUCGGCGACGAAGAACUCGAUGAAACAAUUCUGUAUCGAGCAAAGCAGCUUGGGUUUUCUGAUAAGCAGAUUGGGAAAGCUGUUCAGUGCACUGAACUUGCUGUUCGAGCCCUCAGGGAAAAACAUGGAAUACUGCCAGGGGUGAAGCAGGUGGAUACAGUGGCUGCCGAGUGGCCAGCAACAACCAAUUACCUUUACCUUACUUACUGCGGCAAGAGUCAUGACCUUGCCUUCCCUCCAGGGGCCACUAUGGUUCUAGGAUCAGGUGUGUAUCGAAUUGGGUCAUCUGUGGAGUUUGACUGGUGUGCAGUUCAGUGUAUUCGAACACUCCGCAAAUUAGGCCACAGGACCAUUAUGGUGAACUAUAACCCAGAAACGGUUUCAACAGACUAUGACAUGUGUGACCGACUUUACUUUGAUGAAAUUUCAUUUGAGGUUGUUAUGGAUAUUUACAACCUCGAGAGCCCCCGAGGGGUGAUCCUGAGUAUGGGAGGACAGCUUCCCAAUAAUAUUGCUAUGGACUUGCAUCAUCAGAAGGCCCGCAUUCUUGGCACCUCGCCAGAGUCCAUAGACGGGGCAGAAAAUAGAUUCAAGUUCUCUCGUAUGUUGGAUCGCAUUGGUAUUUCCCAGCCGCAAUGGAAAGAACUAACAAAUCUAAACUCUGCUCAAGCAUUUUGUGAAGAGGUGGGGUUCCCCUGCCUUGUCAGGCCAUCGUAUGUUCUCUCUGGAGCAGCGAUGAAUGUGGCUCACUCACAUCAAGACUUAGAGACCUACCUCAAUCAGGCAGCAGCUGUUUCAAAGGAGCAUCCUGUUGUUAUUUCAAAAUUCAUCUUGGAGGCUAAAGAAAUUGAUGUAGAUGCAGUAGCAGCAGAUGGAGAGCUUGUGUGUAUGGCUGUGAGUGAGCAUGUUGAGAAUGCCGGAGUGCACUCUGGGGAUGCCACUCUCGUCACACCACCACAGGAUUUAAAUUCGGAAACCCUGGCCAAGAUUACCUCCAUCUGUGCUGCUAUUGGAAGAGCUCUUGAAGUCAAUGGACCAUUUAACAUGCAAUUAAUUGCCAAGGAUAAUCAUCUGAAAGUCAUAGAAACAAACUUGAGAGUGUCACGGUCCUUCCCAUUUGUAAGCAAAACUCUUGAUUUUGACUUUGUAGCUUGUGCUACCAAGGUGAUUGUUGGUGAGAAGGUCACACCCACUCAUGUUCUUCGAGGUGUUGGACGUGUUGGUGUCAAAGUCCCGCAGUUCAGCUUUUCUCGUCUUGCUGGAGCUGAUGUUAUGUUGGGAGUGGAGAUGGCAUCAACGGGAGAAGUGGCAUGUUUUGGAGAAAACCGCUAUGAAGCUUAUCUCAAGUCCAUGAUUUCAACUGGUUUUGUUAUUCCACAACGAUCAAUCUUGCUGUCAAUAGGUAGUUACAAGCACAAGAAUGAACUUUUACCAGCUGUUAGAACUCUGGCACAAAUGGGAUACAAACUCUAUGCAUCACUUGGCACAGCUGACUUCUAUUCUACUCAUGGUAUUCAGGUGGAGCCAGUAGAAUGGGCCUAUGAAAACUUUGGAGAAACAGCCACCAAGGGACAGCUCUCUUCCAUGGCUGAUUACCUUGCCAGGAAAGGACUAAUCUACAGCAUACGGGAGUUUGAUCUGGUAAUUAACCUGCCUAUGCGAGGAGGGGGUGCUCGACGGGUGUCCUCCUUCAUGACUCAGGGUUAUCGCACCCGCCGCAUGGCUGUUGACUUCUCCGUCCCUCUUGUCACUGAUGUUAAGUGUGCCAAACUCCUGGUAGAAGCUCUCCGUCUGAUUGGGGGAGCCCCCGACCUGAAGACUCAUGUCGAUUGUGUUACGUCUCGCAGAAUUGUCAAGUUACCGGGACUCAUCGAUGUUCAUGUGCAUGUCAGAGAGCCAGGUGGUACUCACAAGGAGGACUGGGCAUCAUGCACCGCUGCUGCUCUGGCUGGAGGAGUCACCCUCAUCUGUGCAAUGCCGAACACACAACCUCCUGUGACAGAUUUGGCUGCCUUCACACUAACCAAGGAGCUUGCAAGCAGAAGUGCCAGAUGUGACUAUGCCAUCUUUGUGGGGGCAUCGUGUGACAAUCAUUCCACUGUGGCAGAGUUGGCGCCUCGUGCAGCAGCACUCAAGAUGUACCUCAAUGAAACUUUCACAAGUCUAAAGCUGGAUGAUACAACAACAUGGUUAAAGCAUUUAGAGUCGUGGCCGUCGAGUGUGCCAGUGUGCGUCCAUGCUGAAGGUCGGACUACAGCCGCUGCUCUCAUGAUGGCUCACCUCGCUGCUCGCCCUAUUCAUGUGUGUCACGUUGCACUCAGAGAAGAAAUUCUUCUUAUUCGUUCUGCUAAGGACAAGGGAAUGACUGUGACGUGCGAGGUGUGUCCUCAUCACCUCUUCCUCACAUCGGAUGACCUAGAACACCUAGGAUUAAAGGGAGAUGUACGGCCAAGUCUCGUCUCCAAAGAAGACCAGCAGGCCCUUUGGGAUAAUUUGGAUGUUAUCGACUGUUUUGCUACAGAUCAUGACAGCUCAGAUGAGCUGCAAGGACAACAACAGGCCCCACACACUUUAGAGGAAAAAACUGGAACAAAAUCACAUCCCGGUUUUCCUGGUUUAGAGACCAUGCUGCCACUUCUUCUGACAGCAGUUACUCAGGGAAGGUUAUCAAUGGAGGAUCUGAUAAAUAAGUUACACCACAAUCCACGGAGAAUCUUUCACCUGCCCCGCCAACCCAGGACUUAUAUAGAAGUUGACUUAGAUGCUCAGUGGACUAUUCCAGAGGCUCCUCCAUUCAGCAAGGCUCAGUGGACGCCUUUUGCAGGCAUGAAAGUUACCGGACGUGUACAAAGGGUUGUGCUUCGAGGAGAAGUUGCCUACGUGGAUGGGCAGGUUUUAUUGCCUCCUGGCUAUGGGGAAGACGUGCGGGAGUCUCAGCCACUUUCUCCUGCGGCUGCCUCGGCCUCGUCUGUGACCGGAGGUCCGGUCUUCCCUGCCCCUCACUGUACUCAUCCCUCGAGCAUUCCACUCUCGCAUUCUCAGCAUUCUGUUCCAAGUUAUGGGGGCCACAAAAUUACAAGUAAUGGAGAAAUUCCGACACCAGUGGACACGGUAACAACUCCUCAGCUGAAUUCUCCAUCUUGGAAAGGUGGACAAAAUAUCCAUCGAACUUCAGAACUGUACAGUGAGAUGUUAAUGGAGUUAGGAGUUGGAGAUUUUGGAGAGAGGAAAGAGAUGCCCCCAUCUCGACUCAAGGGAAGAGACACCUCGCCCGUCCGUCCCUUGCCAGCCAUCCCCUCAGGCCUUCCAGGGGUCACUUCUCAUGGACUUCAAGGAGAACAUUUUCUGAGUGUUCAAGGCUUGAGUAAGGAUCAGCUUAACCAUAUCUUCAACCUGGCCCAAACAUUCCGUGUGUGCAUCAACAAAGAACGACCACUGGAACACAUUUUGAAGACUGGUAUGGAAAAGUUACUUGAGGGCAAGCUGUUGGCACUGAUGUUCUAUGAGGUGUCAACCCGAACGCACUGUAGCUUCCAAGCAGCUAUUCAGCGCCUUGGUGGACGUACAGUAACAAUGGACACUAACACGUCUUCAGUCAAAAAGGGUGAAAGUCUUGAAGAUUCUGUGAUGAUGAUGUCUGGGUAUGCCGAUGUGGUUGUGAUCAGACACCCAGAACCAGGAGCAGUUGCUGUAUGUAUUGCGUGUAUUACUGUAAGGUAACAUAGACUAUUAGACAGUGGCGUGUAUUCUUAAGAAGCAAGGUAAACAUUACUGUAAGGUAACAUAGACUAUUAGACAGUGGCGUGUAUUCUUAAGAAGCAAGGUAAACAUUACUGUAAGGUAACAUAGACUAUUAGUCAGUGGCGUGUAUUCUUAAGAAGCAAGGUAAACAUUACUGUAAGGUAACAUAGACUAUUAGACAGUGGCGUGUAUUCUUAAGAAGCAAGGUAAACAUUACUGUAAGGUAACAUAGACUAUUAGACAGUGGCGUGUAUUCUUAAGAAGCAAGGUAAACAUUACUGUAAGGUAACAUAGACUAUUAGACAGUGGCGUGUAUUCUUAAGAAGCAAGGUAAUAAUAAUGUAUAUUGAUGUAAUAAUAAUACUGUAAUUCAUUGUCAGGGUACAGGAAGAGUAUUCAUACAUGGUAGACUUAUAUUAAGCCUCCCCCCAGUCCGAAUUACUGACCCUGCCCAGGAUGCAACCCCACACCAAGCUGACCAACUCCUGAGUACCUACUCACUGCUAGGUGAACGGAGGCAUUAGGCAAAAGGAAAUGUUACCAGCCAUUUCUGUCCCACCUUAGAUUCGAAUCCGGAAUUCUUGAUUGUGCGUCACGAACAAACCCAACUGUACUACCGGGACCCUUUUUCCAGACAAUGAUGUUUACAAAUUAUAUAUACUAACAUGAGCUUAGGGAUGAAUGUUAAAAUAAAACCAAGCAUUGAAUGUAAUGAAUAGCCCAUUUUUGAUGGUGUCUUUAUGGCUCCUCGAACUACCCACUUGGUAAACCCAAACCAAGUUCUUAGAUGCACGAGCACCUACCAGAAACCAGUACUGUACCAGGGUCUGUCCACCUCAAUAGAAACUAGAGUCUGUGGGAACUAGAUCACAGUUCAUUAAUUUGAAGGAAAUGUACAGGAAAGGUAGAACACAACAAAAUAAGCCACUGCAUGGACAACAUUGGCAACCCUUAAACAUGAACUCAUUUCUUAGCAGUAAGCAAAUUAUUAUUAUUAUAAUUACUAACACAUGCUUGCCACCAGAUAGCAACCCCAGCCACCUGAAGAUACCGACUAGCCAGCUACCUCCACAAACUGCCUAUGAAACAACCCAUGAAUAUUACAGGAGCAGGAAAGGGUAGGAAUGGAAAGCCGCCAAGGGACCCACCAGUAAAAAAUUAUUUCAUUACAUUAAAACACUGGAUUUCUGAGAGGGCUUCCCCUCGGUGGCUCCCUGAGCUGUCUCACCAUAGGCAAUAACAAAAACAGGGUUGCACUGUAGGAGGAAGUGGGUAACACAAGUAACUUGAAUGAGCAUCUCAAGAUAAUAACAGGGACCAAGCUGAACGCCAGAGUCCACGAGCCCUUAAAUUUCACCCAAGACAUAGAAGAGAAGAAAGCAAAGAACACUGCUGAAUUUUGGAUGAUGUUGACCUGGGAACAAGCAACAGGUAGGUUAAAGGCAACCACCCAUCGAACCACCUUUGACAUCCGGGCUCAAGCAUGCCAGAAAUACAAAUAAGGCAACCAUCUGAACCAAAUGGGUGACCCCACCCCACCCCACCCCCUAGAGAAAUGGCUAACCCCACCACCAGACAGAACAUGAGGAACCCCCAGCUAGAGCAAGCAAGCAUCAGACCAAGAGAGCCUCUCUGGAAAGCAACUAAUACUCAACGAGAAACAAAGGUGACAGCAGGAGUCGCAAAAAACAACCACCAGAAAAGAAUAAAAAAAGCACUUUCAGACAAAAUCAUAAAACUCCCCGAUCCUACAACAAAAAUGAUCAAGAAAAGAAUGAGCUGACCAGAGGAGAAUGAGUCUAAAGGAUCAGGUCCCUAGUGAAAAGCCAAAGCAACUGGGAAGAAGAACCACACAGAAAAGGAAGGUGGGAUAGAGACAGUGGAAUAAAAUCCCAGUGGCUGAAGAGGGCAGUGGCAACAGCCCUACAGGAGAAACAUUGGUGUACUGCCAGGGAAAUGUAGAAGUGCACACAAGUAUCACAAAUUCUAAUGAGAAAAACUCAGACAAAAUCAGGUAGCCACUAAAGUACUCAAAGGCCAACGAGUAACCAAGAGCACUCACAUAAUGGAAGGAAGUGGCUAGACCUGUUCUAGGGUACAGACAAGACAAACCAUGUUCUAGGGCCCUCGAACAAAACUUCAACAGCUGACAAGGAACCAGAAAGCUGUCAACCCAAAAAGGACUACGAACUAUGGCUCGUAGUCUGGCAGGGUGCCCAAACCCACACCAACCCCAUGACCUAUAAAACCAAGGAAAGGGAAGGUGAAGCUGCAAAAGAACCUAGGGCUGGAACACUCGCACACAGUACAACCCUGAAAAAGUUUACUACUGCAUACCCCAACCACCAGACUUGCAGAGCAACUAAAGCAUGUGCAGUACCUGGAACAGGACCUUUCAAAAGGAGGUAAACACCCAAUAGUGGGUUGCAAAACUGUCUCGGUAGAUUGAAAGAAGCUUUCAGAAGACCGAAAGCAGGGGUAACUCGAGAAAAGAACAAAACACAUGCCACCUUGGCAAAAUGCAGGUUUGGGCACAUGCAUCAGGAAGGCUAAAAUAUGAAACCUGAGAAAUAAACACAAAGACUCCUGCACUGUGCUAGAGUUCGAAGUCCAGCUUUAUUCUCUUCAAGCUCAGUCCUUGCCCGUCAAUUCAGUAGCAUCAGGCGUAUUAUUGAGAAAGCCAGCUGGUCGGGUCUUGGUUGGCCAAGGCUGCUAUCUACUUGGUGGCAAGCUAGUGUUAACUAGCAGUAGUUUUUCGGUGCUGUGCAUGUUCAUACCAGGGCCACCAAUUUUGUCCAUGCAGGUGCUUUUUGCCGUGUCUUUCCAGGUGCCCUCUGGUGGGUUUUCCUUCAGGUUACUGUGAUUUGUCUAGUAACCCCAGACUCCCUUUACCUUUGUUGAGGGGAAUGGGGCAGAUUGUGAUACUGGCUACUUGUAGAAACUUGAAUUUUUGAGCCUGGUAUGGUAUCCUGGAUUAGGAGCUUUGUUUUGAGCCUGGUAUGGUAUCCUGGAUUAGGAGCUUUGUUUUGAGCCUGGUAUGGUAUCCUGGAUUAGGAGCGUACCAGCUGGAUAGCUUGGGGAAUUACCAAGGAAGACCCCUCCCUAAAACUUAUGAUGCUAGUUACAUGAAUUAAAGAAUUUAAAUUAAUUAUAGUACUUUUAAGAUUUUAAUGUAAAGCAUAUAUUGCUUAUGUGAAACUAAUUAUUAUAUAAUGACUUUCCAGCGCGCAGCAGCUGUCAGUCGUCGUCCCGUGAUUAAUGCU
Molecule: messenger RNA, 10065 nt
Organism: Procambarus clarkii (red swamp crayfish)
Lineage: Eukaryota; Metazoa; Arthropoda; Malacostraca; Decapoda; Cambaridae
Source: RefSeq, a predicted model, not a curated record